GACCAUCUUGCUGAUCAUCCUGUUUGCGCAGUACCUGCGGCACAUCACCAUCUGCCUGCCCGGCUACCGGCGCGGCAGAGGCUUCGUGCUGCUCCGCAUCCAGAUCUUCAAGAUGUUCCCGAUCAUCAUGGCCAUCACGGUGGUGUGGCUGCUCUGCCAGUGGGGUCUGCCCACAGUGACCUCGGCAGCGGUGCUGGGCAUGUUCAGUGCCACUCUGGCGGGUAUCAUCGAGUCCAUCGGGGACUACUACUCCUGUGCCCGGCUGGCAGGAGCCCCCGCGCCCCCUGUGCAUGCCAUCAACAGGGGCAUUUUCACUGAAGGUAUCUCCUGCAUCAUCGCGGGGCUGCUCGGGACUGGCAAUGGCUCCACCUCCUCCAGCCCCAACAUCGGUGUCCUGGGCAUCACAAAGGUGGGGAGCAGGAGGGUGAUCCAGUACGGGUCCCCGGCGCCCUCCGCCUCCCUGCCUGACCCCGUCCUCGGCGGGAUGUUCUGCACCUUAUUCGGCAUGAUCACGGCCGUCGGCCUCUCCAACCUGCAGUUCGUCGACAUGAACUCCUCCCGCAACCUCUUUGUGCUGGGCUUUGCCAUGUUCUUUGGGCUGACGCUGCCAAACUACCUGGAUUCCCACCCCAACCGCGCUCUCGCAGGUGUCCCCGAGUUGGACCAGAUCCUGACGGUGCUGCUGACCACAGAGAUGUUCGUCGGGGGGCUCAUCGCCUUCGUCCUGGACAACACCAUCCCGG
Messenger RNA from Nestor notabilis (Kea), 743 nucleotides. Its product is annotated as solute carrier family 23 member 1-like. The record is from RefSeq and is a predicted model, not a curated record. The annotation marks the transcript as partial. Lineage: Eukaryota; Metazoa; Chordata; Aves; Psittaciformes; Psittacidae. Gene Ontology annotation, cellular component: membrane. Gene Ontology annotation, molecular function: transmembrane transporter activity. Gene Ontology annotation, biological process: transmembrane transport. The transcript has 8 exons.